Molecule: messenger RNA, 2511 nt
Organism: Penicillium maclennaniae
Lineage: Eukaryota; Fungi; Ascomycota; Eurotiomycetes; Eurotiales; Aspergillaceae
Product: urease Ure
Exons: 8
Coding region: 1-2511 (836 amino acids)
Biological process (GO): urea catabolic process
Cellular component (GO): urease complex
Molecular function (GO): nickel cation binding; urease activity
Source: RefSeq, a predicted model, not a curated record
AUGCAGCUGAUUCCGAAGGAGCUCGACAAGCUCACUAUUGCGCACCUCGGGUUUUUGGCACAGCGUCGCCUGGCCCGUGGUGUCCGAUUGAACCAUGCUGAAGCAGUGGCCUUGAUUUCCUCCGUCCUGCACGAGCUUAUCCGUGAUGGCCAUUAUUCAGUUGCCGAUUUGAUGUCCAUCGGCAAGACUAUGCUGGGUCGUCGUCAUGUCUUACCGUCUGUUGUCGCGACCUUGGUGGAAUUGCAGGUCGAGGGUACUUUCCCGAGUGGGACCUACUUGGUGACCGUGCAUCAUCCCAUCAGUAGUGAUGAGGGUGAUCUCGAGCGUGCGCUAUACAGUAGCUUCCUGCCUGUUCCCUCGCACGAGGCUUUCCCCGAUCCCGAUCCAGAGGACUUCGUGCCCGAGAAGAUGCCCGGCGCCGUGAUCCCCUUGAAGAGUGCCCGUGUUGCGCUGAAUGACGGACGAAAGCGUAUUCGCCUCAAGGUGAUGAGCAAGGGUGACCGGCCGAUCCAGGUUGGAUCACACUACCAUUUCAUCGAGACGAAUCCACAAUUGCACUUUGAUCGCGCCCAGGCAUACGGAUACCGACUGGAUAUCGCUGCCGGCACUUCCAUUCGCUUCGAGCCUGGUGAUACCAAGACCGUCACUCUGGUAGAGAUCGGCGGCAAGAGGGUGAUUCGCGGAGGCAAUUGGCUGGCCAAUGGUCCCGUGGAUCUGAGUCGUACGGAUGAGAUCGUGACGAAGCUACAACUUGCAGGGUUUGGGCAUGUCCCCGAGCCAACUGCCGAUGCUGUUUUGACUACUGGGUUUUCCAUGGAGCGUGAAGCCUACUCUCGCAUGUUUGGACCGACUACUGGCGAUCUGGUGCGCUUGGGCCUGACCAACUUGUGGAUUGAAGUAGAAAGAGAUAUGACCCAUCACGGAGAUGAGUGUGCUUUUGGUGGAGGCAAGACUCUCCGUGAUGGAAUGGCGCAGGCAUCGGGUCGCUCUGCGGCUGAGUGUUUGGACACGGUCAUCACGAAUGCGCUGAUCAUUGAUUGGUCGGGUAUCUAUAAGGCAGAUAUUGGUAUCAAGGAUGGUCUCAUCUCUGGAAUUGGAAAGGCUGGAAAUCCGGAUACUAUGGAAGGUGUGCACCCGGAGAUGGUGGUGGGUGCUUCCACGGAUGUGAUUGCUGGUGAGAAUAAAAUUGUGACUGCGGGUGGUAUUGACACGCAUAUCCACUUGAUUUGCCCGCAACAGGUGGAUGAGGCUCUGGCUUCUGGUAUCACCACCUUCCUUGGCGGUGGUACUGGUCCUAGCACUGGCUCGAACGCGACGACCUGCACGCCUGGCCCGAACCAUCUGCGCCAGAUGAUGCAGGCUUGCGACAGUCUGCCGAUUAACAUUGGAAUCACUGGCAAGGGUAACGAUUGUGGACCCAUUAGUAUCGUGGAACAGAUCAAAGCAGGUGCAGCUGGUCUAAAGCUGCACGAGGAUUGGGGCUCCACCCCGGCUGCCAUUGACAACUGUCUGGGAGUCUGUGACGACUACGACGUUCAGUGUAUGAUCCACACUGAUACCUUGAAUGAGUCUGGCUUCGUUGAGCAGUCGAUCGAAGCUUUCAAGGGUCGUACGAUCCAUACAUAUCACACCGAAGGUGCUGGCGGUGGCCACGCACCUGACAUUAUCUCGGUCGUUGAACAUCCCAAUGUGCUUCCCAGCAGCACAAACCCGACUCGACCCUUCACUCUCAACACCCUCGAUGAACACUUGGAUAUGCUGAUGGUGUGCCAUCACCUUUCCAAGAACAUUCCCGAGGAUGUCGCUUUCGCCGAGAGCCGCAUCCGAGCAGAGACCAUCGCCGCCGAGGACGUUCUUCAUGACCUUGGUGCUAUCAGUAUGAUGUCCUCUGACUCGCAAGCCAUGGGCCGCUGCGGAGAAGUCAUCCUACGUACCUGGCACACUGCGCACAAAAACAAGGAGCAGCGUGGCCAAUUGGCCGAGGACCAAGGCACCAAGAACGACAACUUCCGCGUGAAGCGCUAUAUAAGCAAGUAUACCAUCAACCCGGCCUUGACGCAGGGUAUGGGACACCUCAUUGGCAGUGUUGAGGUUGGCAAAAUUGCCGAUCUCGUUCUUUGGAAACCCAGUUCCUUCGGUACCAAGCCUGUUCAGGUUCUGAAGAGCGGUAUGAUUGCCGUUGCAGAGAUGGGUGACCCCAAUGCUUCCAUCCCAACUAUCGAGCCGAUGGUUAUGCGACCAAUGUUCGCUGCUCGCGUCCCGAGCACAUCAAUCAUGUGGGUUUCGCAAGCCUCCAUCGACGAGGGCAUUGUUCAAACCUACGGCCUGCGCAAACGCAUUGAAGCCGUCAAGAACUGCCGCACGGUCGGCAAGAAGGACAUGAAGUUCAACAAUACAAUGCCGAAGAUGAAGGUCGACCCCGAGAGCUACACCGUCGAAGCAGACGGCAUGCUGUGCGACGCUGAGCCCGCAAGCGAGUUGCCACUAACGCAGGCCUACUACAUCUUCUAG